Molecule: messenger RNA, 2071 nt
Organism: Salvia miltiorrhiza (redroot sage)
Lineage: Eukaryota; Viridiplantae; Streptophyta; Magnoliopsida; Lamiales; Lamiaceae
Product: iridoid oxidase-like
Exons: 3
Coding region: 346-1872 (508 amino acids)
Molecular function (GO): oxidoreductase activity, acting on paired donors, with incorporation or reduction of molecular oxygen; heme binding; monooxygenase activity
Source: RefSeq, a predicted model, not a curated record
AUAUUAUUUUGAUGGGCCGGGAACAUUAAUCAGAGAGAACACAAUGUGGUACAGCAAUAAUUGAGGGGGGUUUUUUUGUAUGAUGAAAAUGAGAGUCUUGUUGUGAACAUUUGGAGUUGUAAAGGAAUACUCGAGUUAUAUAAGCUACACCCAUAUUAUUCCGUAUCUCUCUCACACACAACACACGCAACUUUGUGCACAGAUAGAGAUAAUGAAGGUGAGAAAUUAUAUAAAUGAAGAAAUAUAGAGGUUCAAAAUUAAUUAUAGAUUCAACUACUACUUCUGCGCGCUCAAGCUUUGUCAAAGGAAGAAAACAUUCAAAUAUUUGAAUUUAACAGAGUGAAAAUGGAGUACGAGAUUGCGGGAAUUGUAGUAGCCCUGCUGCUGUGGGCAGCAUGGGCGGUGUCGACCGAGCGGCGCCACCGCCGGCUGCCGCCAGGGCCGAGGCCGUGGCCGGUGGUGGGAAACAUGCUUCAGCUGGCGAGGAGCGCGUCGGCCCCCCACCAAUCAUUCGCCGAAUUGGCCGGAAAGCACGGCGCCGUGAUGACCCUCUGGCUGGGCUCCAUGACGACGGUGGUCGUCUCCUCCGCCGAGGCGGCGCGCGCCAUGUUCAAGCACCACGACGCGGCCUUGGCGGGGCGGAAGAUCUACGAGUCCAUGAAGGGCGACGUCGGCAACGAGGGCUCGCUCAUCACCGCCCAGUACGGCCCCCACUGGCGGACGCUCCGCCGCCUCUGCACGGCCGAGUUCUUCGCCGCCGGCCCCCUCGACGCCAUGCGCGGUGUCCGGGCCAGGUGCGUGGCCCAGAUGCUGCACUACGUGAGGGAGGCCGCCGCCGCGGACGACGGCGCCGGCACCGACGUCGGUCGGUUUUUCUUCUUGAUGGCGUUCAACCUCAUCGGAAACCUGAUGUUCUCGAAGGAUCUGUUGGAUCCGGCGUCGGAGAGAGGGGCGGAAUUCUUCUACCACGCCGGGAAGACGAUGGAGUUCGCCGGGAAGCCGAAUAUGGCGGAUUACUUUCCGGCGCUGAGGUGGGCCGACCCACAGAGGAUAAGGAGGCGGACGCAGUUUCAUGUGAAACAGGCGUUCAACGUCGCCGGAGAAUUCUUGAGAGAGAGGAUGAGAGAGAGAGAUGAAGAUGUGGAGAAGAAGAAAGAUUACUUGGAUGUGCUUUUGGAAUACAAAGGUGACGGCGUCGAAGGGCCCGCCGUCUUCUCUUCAACCAUCAUCAACGUCAUCGUCUUUGAGAUGUUCACGGCGGGGACCGACACCACCACCAGCACACUAGAGUGGGCAAUGGCGGAGCUCCUCCGCAACCCCGACGCCCUCCGGAAAGUCCAGGCGGAGCUCCGAGGCGUGAUCGGGGCAGGGGAAAAGGUGGAAGAGGAGAAGCUAGAGGAGCUGCCAUACCUGAAAUCCGUGAUCAAAGAAACCCUAAGAUUGCAUCCGCCGCUGCCAUUCCUAGUCCCCCACAAAGCCAUGGAGUCCUGCGAAAUGCUAGGGUUUCACAUUCCCAAAGAAACACAGAUCCUUGUGAACGUGUGGGCCAUCGGGAGAGACCCCAAGAGGUGGAAGGAUCCGCAGGAAUUUAAGCCGGAGAGGUUCAUGGACGGCGACACGGCGGCGGACUACAAGGGCCACCACUUCGAGUUCAUACCGUUCGGGUCGGGGCGGCGGAUGUGCCCGGCGGUGCCGCUGGCGGCGCGGGUGCUGCCGCUGGCAUUGGGAUCGGUUCUGCACUCGUUUGAUUGGGUUUUGGGCGGCGGAAUGAAGGCGGCGGAGAUGGAUAUGAGAGAGAGGAUGGGAAUUACGCUCAGGAAAGCUGUGCCCUUGAGGGCUAUACCCAUUCCAUAUCAUCAAGCUCAUUUCUAAAACCUCAAAUCAUCAUCAUCAUAUGUAUUUCAAUGUUGAUUUAGAUGAUGCCUUCAUUUUUAGGAACGAAUAAUUGGUGGUUGUUAAUUUGUUAGGAUUGCUGGAGUGAAAUCCUUUGUCAAACAUCUACUUCCUUGUAUCAAAAUUAUUGCUACGAAUGUUUACUUUUCUUAAAUAAAAGAGAUGUUAAUUUCGAAAA